AUGAAGGGUCAACAAUGGAGAAAGAUUCCCAAUCCUGCAUCUUCCUUGGCUGGUUCAAGAGGGUCCAUAAGGGACAGAGGCCUAAUUGAGGCCAGCAAUCCAGUUACUGGAGUAGGAUUCAGAGAAGCAGAGGGAUCCAGUGCACACAGCUGGAACCCAUCUCCAGGAGGAACUCUUCAGCUGGAGGAACUCUUCCAGAUUUUUGUAAGAUUCUUACCUCUGGGCACCUCCAAGGCAGUGAUAGGUCUCCAGAAGACCCUUUCAUUGCUUCUGCUCUCACUGCUGACGCUGCUGGGGCUGGGGCUGGUGCAGCCCUCCUAUGGCGAGACCAGAUAUAAAAAAUUCCAGCGGCAACAUGUGGACUCCACAGAGAAAGGUGGCAACAGCUCGUACUGCAAAAAAAUGAUGCAAGAACGGGGGAUGACUAAGUCUAGGUGCAAGCAAUUCAACACCUUCAUCCAUGAAGACAUUGGCACCAUUAAGAACAUCUGCAAAACCCCCAAAAUCCCGUGCAAGAAUGGCAAGAUGAACUGCCAUGAGGGUGAAGUGAGAGUCACAGACUGCAGGCUUAUAGCAGGUUCCCGGGGAAACUGCAGAUAUCAGGGCAGGGGCAGCUCUAGGCGUGUUGUCAUCGCCUGUAAGGGUAAGCUGCCUGUGCACUUUGACAAAUAGAUACUACCCUGCAGGGGUUAUGGCCCCGUGGUUGAUUAACUUACUACUCCUUGAAUAGCAAUGACAUUUGAGCUCUCUCAGGCUCUGCCUCAGCUGCUUAUGCCUACUCCUUUUUCUCUAUAUAAUCCAUUCUGUUAAAUGCAUCAAAGAGAAAUGGAGACAUAAACCUAUAAUGGGACUGGGCUUCCUGUAAUAAAAUUUUUUUAUAAACUCUUCUGCUUCCUUUUCUAAUACUGGUCAGCUUAGCUCUCUCAAAUCUGAUCCUCUGGAAUUUCGUCAUUAUGUGUAUGAUAUAGCAUUUCAAAUAUUUUAAGGUGUUUUCAUCUCAGUUAUCUCAUUUUAAUACCACUGCACCCCUGUGAUGCUCAUGUUGCUACAAAAAGGGCCCAAAGUUAAAGGAUUUGAUGAAGAACAUGAAGAUAGUGGAAAAGCUGACACAAAAAAAUCCAUUUCAAAAAAAAUCCAUUUCAACUGGCUACUAAUCCAGGGCUUUUCCUACUUCAUCACAGGGAGUGCUUUAAAAGUAACUGCUUUUUGAUAUUCUCAAAGUCAGCUGUUGGGGGAAGCAUUAAAUAUUUAGAAAUAUGAACUGGCAAAAUGAGAGCUCUGUCUGUAUAAUUUGGCAACCUUGUUAUGUUUGUAACUAAUAAGAUUAAGAAAUUAUACAGGACUUUCUUUUUCUCUUCACAAAUUUUUGAAUCACUCUAGUAAGUCAGAGUAUUAACAAUGUACUAGAUCAUUAAGACUCAUUCACUCUUCCUGAUUUAAAAGAUUUUUCAUGUUUUCCCUUUAAUAAAGAACUCACACUGCAGAUAUCUGUGAA
Myotis brandtii (Brandt's bat) is the source of this 1495-nucleotide messenger RNA. Its product is annotated as ribonuclease 4-like. Gene Ontology annotation, molecular function: nucleic acid binding. The coding region runs from base 1 to 672 and encodes 223 amino acids. The record is from RefSeq and is a predicted model, not a curated record. Lineage: Eukaryota; Metazoa; Chordata; Mammalia; Chiroptera; Vespertilionidae. The transcript is spliced from 3 exons.